GUCAUGAUUGCGCCCAACCCACUCAUUCAUGGAGGACCCUCCUCCUCAACUGUCACCAACUCUCUCUCUCUCUUUCCUGCAUAAAUGACUUCUUUUCAUCCCCACUUACCCACUUAAAUAUCCCUACACGGUAGCACUCGCUUCUCUCCUCAUCACAGUAAUCUUGAAAAAAACGACAUCUCCAAGUGAAAUCCUCUCAAAACAGAGAUAAGAAAAGUAAAAAUGAUCAACCCCAAAAGCACCUUCAUCUUGGCUAUUCUGGUCAUCAUAGCUUCACUAUCUGCAGCAACCAGGCCUGACUUUUUCGAGCCUUUUUCAUCCCAGCAAAAGCACAACAAAGGCAGCAAACCAAGCAACCAAAACAACAAUAACAAAGGUGAAGGUGGUGGUGGAAACAAUGGUGGGAUUGGCGGUUUCUUUGGUCCAGGACCUGGGUUUGGGGUUCCAGGGUUUGAAAAAGGGUGGGGAAACGGGAUCAUAGGUGGUGGCUAUGGAGCUGGCUACGGAGGUCCUACUGGAGGUUAUUCAAAAGGUGGUGUAAUUAGGCCUACUGUUGUUUGCAAAGAAAAGGGUCCUUGUUACAACAAGAAUUUGACCUGCCCUGCUAAGUGUUUCACCUCUAUUAGCCGAUCAGGGAAAGGGUACGGUAGCGGCGGCGGUGGCGGUGGCUGCACCAUGGAUUGUAAGAAAAAAUGCGUUGCUUAUUGUUAAGGGGUAAUAAUAUAUCAUAUAGUACUUGCUAUAUUAUUCGUAUAGCUAGCUACUAAACCAUGUAUGAUUAUAUAUAUAUAUAUAUAUAUGAUCAGAUGCAUGGAGUUUUCAAUUAAAAAUCAUAUUAAAUUAUUAAUAUAUAUAUCUAUGGAGUAUAUUUGAUGGACUAAGAGUUCUCUUUUACUAGUGGGAUAAACUAUCAUAUUAAUUUAAAUGAAUAAAAACGAGAGAAUAUGCUUAUAAUUACUUUCUUGUUUAUAUUUUAAUGUGAUUGCUAUGGUGUUGUUGAUGUCACGUGGUCCAUUUCAUCUGUGUUUGGUUUACAUAAUUGUACUGAAGUUACACCGGUGAUCUUCUUCUGCAUGAUUGAAAACUCAGGGUAUAUCCAGAAGUACUGUAAAAGAUAGAAAAUGUUCAACAAUUUCUGCUUCCUGCUUUCAUUUCGACACUUUGAAAAAGGAAUUCAUGAUAGCAGUGACUGGAUAACGGUAUGUGUAAGCAAAACGGACCGAUGAUUGACCAUCUUCUGCCGGCUUUAGAUGGCAGUUCCUUCAGUGUUUUCCUUCUUGGGAGCAAGGGAGGGAAAGCUGGGA
Molecule: messenger RNA, 1304 nt
Organism: Durio zibethinus
Lineage: Eukaryota; Viridiplantae; Streptophyta; Magnoliopsida; Malvales; Malvaceae
Source: RefSeq, a predicted model, not a curated record